Molecule: messenger RNA, 2256 nt
Organism: Bipolaris sorokiniana ND90Pr
Lineage: Eukaryota; Fungi; Ascomycota; Dothideomycetes; Pleosporales; Pleosporaceae
Exons: 5
Coding region: 248-2032 (594 amino acids)
Source: RefSeq, a predicted model, not a curated record
UUCUCGUUGGUGCGACAGCGUUUCGUCAAUUACUCACAUACGGCCAGUGCCAGGUACCGCUACGUGAUCUGCUUGACGGCCGCAACACCAUCUGCCAGGCGCCCGUGUCGGCGUGCAUUGACCGACCAGAAGGCUCCAUUCUACUCACAAAUAGCCUCCAGUCCACGCUCUGCGCUCGCCACCUAGGGCUGUCGACUUGGAGUGUGGCCCCACUAACCCCACUGCGUCUCGUCAUCCAUAGUCGAGCAUGUUUGCAACAGACCUUCCACUGGAGAAAGAGCCCGAGACAUUCGGAGCUCGGAGAGAACGAAAAGCGAAGGAGCGAUCUGUUAGGUCACCAUCUAUCGGUGCCUCUACUACAUCAAGAAGCUCGAGAGGCUCUGCCUCGACUGAGCGUGACGCAUGGUGGCCGACGAGCUUGAAGAAGGCAAACAUCAUCAAGCCUAAAACCACACGACCUCCGUCAGGCUCCAGUCAGUCUUCGCAAAAGACUUUCCGUAAUGUUCCGGCGACAUUGGAUAUGAAAAAGGCACGUGAAUUCAAGGAUCCAGCGCUGCAACCAAGUUGGACGUAUACUAGCUCGCUUUCUGGCACUCUGCCAUCCGGAAACUCUUUACACUUGGACGAAUACCACCAGCCCUCAGAGCUCGAAGGUGAUAACUCGUCUCGACAAUCAAGCUCCAUUUCUUCACAUGCCUCGAAUGACCGAGAUGAGGCAAUGACGCCCAUCACAGUAGACAGCGACGACGCCUAUCACCUGCCAACAAUGAGUCCAGAGUCGUUUGUGACAAGCCGAAGCAGAGCGAGUUCAUCGGCAGGCGAACCCUGUUCUUCAACAUGGUCGUCUGUUCUGGACAUGAGAAGCAAGAAAAAGGCCUCUCCACAGCCAACAAAGAAAGGAUAUCCGAGACCAGAAGCGUUGGAAUUAUACGACGGUUUCCACAGGAAAAUGAGUUUGAACGACAUACGAACACCCUCUUUCGACUCGGACAUGUCCAGCAAACCUUUCUCGCAAUGGCAAUGUCUCGCUCCUCGCGAGGUACCCACGGAAAUACAGCUGAAUGCGCAAAAACAACCAUCUGCCAGCAUACUAUAUUCUCCCAAUAGCAGCUCUGUGCAGCUUACCCGAUUUCAGCGAUUUAUUCGCAGAAUGGAAUCUGCAGGCCCUAAGGUCAUACUCGAUCGACUCAAGGAAGGCUGGCAGGAGGCAACCAGUGACGGAGUUGACGAAGAGUUGAUACUCGAAAAACAGCUCUGCCUGUUGACAGGCCUCCAGAUGCAAACUGCGAGACAUGACAAGAGCACCCCUAUACCAGAGUUCAGCACAGGCAAGAUCCUAGAGCUGUACGGAAAUCUUUCGGAGGUAUACCAGUUAUCAGCAAUGCAUCCGUCGCAAAUGGUGCAUUUUCUCACCACAAAACCCCAGCGACAUGUUCCCUUGCCUGGAAAUGUGUCAUACUUGACGGUGCGCAAGUUUGGCUCAGUCCCACUGCCUUACCCGGAAGACUACUUUUCUCACAUCCGAGCGUCGACUCUGCCGUCUCUUGUGCCCUCAUCUGAACUGCCCGAGUUGUUUAGCGAAUGCUACAAGCUGCUUGCUCCUGGCGGCUUCUUAGAGAUCAGAGUCAUGGAUGCGGCCCCUGUGCGCACCACAGCCGGGCCACUGAUGCGCGCGUGGAUUGAGGACAGGCUUUCUGUCAACCUAGAGCGGCUUUUCAGAUGUUCGAAACCGUGUGCACUACUCCCCGCAUGGCUAACAGACGCCGGCUUUGAAUUGGCCGAUCAACACAAGGACCAGAAGCUAACAUUACCGUGUGCUUCUGAUCCAGAAUCUGCCAAAGUCGAUGACGAGCUCUCCACCAUCAUUGGUCGUGCCUUGUGGAAAGACAUUUGGGGAAGUUUUGUAGACGACUCUCCUGACGAGCCAAAGUGGUGGUGGGAAGACAAGGAGAUUGUGGAAGAGUGUGUCAAGCGCCAGACCGUCCUUGAGUGCAGGACGAUUUUUGCAUACAAGCGAGAGGUGGCUCCGUGAGCACAAAGGUAAUACUAACGAAGGUAUGAUGUGUGUGUGUGUGUGUGUGUGUGUGUGUGCUGGAGGUGACAUAGUUUGAUGUUUUGUUUGCGUUUGCUUUGUAUAAUAUAGAUACCCGAUGCGUUGUUGUGAACUAUAAUUCCGAGAAAGUUAUGAUCUGACUGCAACCAUGGAGUUGUCGUUGACAAACUGGGUGUAGUGGGAUGUCAGACGAUACACGGCCU